AUGGGAAACCAGAUGAGCGUCCCACUAAGAACUGGAGACCAAGAGCAUGACCCGGAAGCAGACACUUACAAGGUGACGUCAGACAAUGAGUGUGUCCAGAAUGGGAACCCAGUGGUGCUGUCCACUCGUGUAAUUCAACACUAUGAGGAAGACGACUCGGGAGUAAGCAGCUCGAAGGAUAACGCAGCCGCUUCUUCCCCCAAGACAAUGGAGGCCCGUGCCGUAGCCGAUGGCAGCGGAAAGAAUCUUGGGAAAGAAGCCAGGCCCAAGGCACCAGCUGCUAGAUCCCACUUUUUCUUGACGCUCUCUCGGCCUGUACCAGGACGUCCCGGGGACCAAGGCACGGAUUCAUCGGCUGCACCGGGGAGCCUUGAUGUCAGCCCAGGCGCAACGCCCGGGAACAAAGACCCAAGUGAGCACGGGGCACUUCCGGUGGCAGCUGCAGCAGGGCGGACUCCAGAUAAAACCCCAGGGUGCAGCGUGGCCAAGCCACAGACCCUCCCUGCCGCUGGCUCACUGGCACCCUCGACACCCGAGUCCCAGGCAGAAGCCCCCGCCAGGCCCACGGAUUUCAGCUUUUUGAAUAGAUUCUUUAAACUGGACAAGGGGAGAGAAAACGCUCCCAUUGACAAACAGCCUGAAGAAGCAAAAGGCUCCGAAGACCCAGAACAGGCCACAGAGGCUCCCGCUGUGCCAGGGAAUCCCCAUGGUGUCUCUGCACGGGAGGACAUAGUCGACAGCGAGGAGAGAGGGCAAGAAGUUGGCACUCUGAGUUAUUCUGUCCCUGGGGAUCCAGAGGUGCUGGGGACCACGAAGGAGGACCCCCAGGUGGUAGACACCACAGAGAACAGUAGCUCCAUCAUGAGCUUCUUCAAGACACUUGUUUCACCUAACAAAACGGAAACAAAGAAGGACCCAGAAGACACGAAGGCAACCAAGACAGACACCGUCUGCGAUGGGCAUGUUGGCCAGAAGAUGUUGGAGACGCAGGCUAAAAGCAAGAAGAAGCGCCUGGACAGCCCCAGGCUAGGACUCUCCCUUAGAAAGUUCUUUAGGCACAAGGAUACCGAGAAUUCACCCAGUACUUCAGCGAGUCUCAAGUCAGACAAAGCUCAGGAGACCCAAGGGGCGACCAAGAGUUCCAAAGGCUGCAGCCAGCCACCGACUGCCACUACCGGUGAUGCAAGAGAAGGCCCCAAGGAGAAGGCGGGGCCCACCUCGCUCCCGCUGGGGAAGCUGUUUUGGAAGAAGUCAGUUAAGGAGGAUGCACUUUCCACAGGUGCAGAGGAGAACGCGGCGCGUGAGUCACCAGUAGAGUCUGUAAGGCUUGAGGAAGUAGAACCAGCCUUACAAACUGUGGAUCUCAAUGAAGAAGAGACCCAGCCUGAACCCACAGACAUAAAAGUCAAAGAAGAAAGCAAGCCCCGGAGGACCCCUCUGAUGGCGCUUCUCAGACAAAUGUCAGUGAGAGGGAGCGAAGGAAUCACCCGCUCGGAAGAAAGUAACGGGAAAGACUCCAGCUGCCAAACAUCAAACUCCGUGGAGAAGACGCCCUCACCCCCAGAGCCGGAGCCCGCGGGAACAGCCCAGAAAAACAAGGAGGCCUCCUCGAGGGACAAGAAAUCCGUGGACAAGAAGUCAGCGGCCGAGAACAACAAGCAGAAGAACGGCAAACAGGAAGCCAGAGAACCCGUGCCGUGUGUGCAGCAGCCCACGGUGGAGGCGAACGCGCUGCAGACUGGGGACAAGACACAAAAGAGGGCUGAGAAGCGGCGACAGUCCCUCGGGGGCUUUCUGAAGGGCCUGGGACCAAAACGGAUGUUGGAUGCUCAAGUGCAAACGGACCCCGUAUCCAUCGGACCAGUUGGAAAAUCCAAGUAAACAAACCACCCACUUCCCACCGGGCUCUCCUCCCCACGCCAUCUCCUGCCCAGACCCAUGCUGUGUGUAUAUAUAUAUUUUUUCUUCUUCUGGCCAGUCAAUGAAAUUCUGCCUACAACUUCAACCUGAAUUGUUGUAGAUCAAGGUGUAUUAUUUACGUCUCUGGUCCAGUCUUUCCUGGCAUAUAAGUGUAAAAAUGGGGUUAGCAGGUUGACCAGUUGACCCAGGAGAGCUGGUGAGCGCCAGGUGCAGGAGGAAGUAGGUAGAUAAAGGUAUUUGUGUUAAGUUACGAGAAACUGGCAGGUAUCCAGUAAGGUGCAGAAGAAAAGUUACUUAUGAGACAAAGAAUAUCUGGCUUUGUAGCCAGUGCUGCCUCAUCCUCUAAGCCUGAAGAGGGGAAGGGAAAACUGGUUUAUUUCAUUUCACACUCGGGGAGAGAAGGACUCAGGGCAGGCUCUAGGUUGGGCAUCCGCCAAUCUUCGGAACGGAAUGUGUAGGCUGGAAAGAAGAAUGGGCAAGAAUUGGUUUUCAAAUAGGGUCCUUGAAAGUUAUCGGUGAACAGGGAAAUGAUCUGCUGGAGAGGGCUUGCAAUGAUUGGGGGGGUUGGGGGAACAAUUACUUCUGAGGCACAGGGACAAGGGCAUGAAUUAUGAACUUCAAAAGAAAAACAGGGUAAAAUGAAAUAAAGUUGCAAGUUCAUUUUUGCAACACAAGGGGGCGCCAAGACCUCCGUUCCACUUUUCCCUUUGCAUCCAGUACCCCUAACAAAGAUUUGUUCCUGCAAUAGAUUGUUAUUAAUGUUUCUCAGAUGGCUGAGGGACUUGCUUCAUCUGUUCUGUCUGACGCUUUUCUCACGCCUGUCUGUAAUGUCCUAAUGUUUUCAUAAUGUGCUCUGAUAAAAACCCUCCCCUAACCCAGUUAAUAAAAAUUGACAGAUUAUGCAAAUA
Molecule: messenger RNA, 2828 nt
Organism: Apodemus sylvaticus (European woodmouse)
Lineage: Eukaryota; Metazoa; Chordata; Mammalia; Rodentia; Muridae
Gene: Bcas1
Product: brain enriched myelin associated protein 1
Exons: 12
Coding region: 1-1881 (626 amino acids)
Biological process (GO): myelination
Source: RefSeq, a predicted model, not a curated record